Molecule: messenger RNA, 1569 nt
Organism: Colletotrichum orchidophilum
Lineage: Eukaryota; Fungi; Ascomycota; Sordariomycetes; Glomerellales; Glomerellaceae
Exons: 1
Coding region: 1-1569 (522 amino acids)
Molecular function (GO): metal ion binding; ATP binding
Source: RefSeq, a predicted model, not a curated record
AUGACAGCCGCCUCGGGCGACCCCUUUGGCCAGAUCUUGAAGGACCUGGUCCUCAUCGCCAUCAGCCUCGCCUUCUUGCCUUUGACUACCGCUCUACUCUUCUUCAGUUAUGCGUGGCAGCGACUGCGUCCCAGUUGGGCACACGAACCCGCCGGUGCCGCCGGCGCCGGCGCCGCUACAGACCAGCAGCAGCAGUGCCGCACCAUCCUCAUUACCGGCGUCGGUAUGACAAAGGGCCUCGCGCUCGCACGACUGUUCCACCAAGCCGGCCAUCGUGUUGUGGGAGCCGACUUCUCGCCCUACGCCUGCGGCAGCAGGUCCCGCGCCCUCGCCGUCUACCACGUCCUCCAGAAACCCGGCCGAGCAGGAGGAGGCGCCGACCCAUACCUGGACUCGGUGCUAAGGAUCGUCGAGCGGGAAAAGGUCGACCUCUGGGUCAGCUGCUCGGGCGUCGGCUCCGCCGUCGAGGACGGGAUCGUCAAGGAGGUCAUUGAGGCCCGCACGCGCUGCAGGGCCGUACAGUUCGAUGUCGCGCGCACCAGAAUCCUGCACGAGAAGGACGCGUUCAUGGACCACACGCGGGAGACGGGCCUGCGCGUGCCCGAGUCGUAUCUUGUCACGAGCCGCAACGAGAUGUUCGCCGCGCUCGAGGAGGCCGCGGGCUUGUCGUACGACGCCGAGAAGGAGGCCUCCAAGCCCCAAAAGGAGAGGAAGCCGCGCUUCAUUGCGAAAUCAGUGGGCGUCAACGACAGGGGCCGUGGCGACAUGACGCUGCUGCCGCUGCCGACGGAGAAGCAGACGUACGACCACGUUUACCGCCUCGAGUGGUUGGGCCUCUCGGACAAGGAGCCCUGGCUGCUGCAGGAGUUUAUCGACGGCCACGAGUUCUGCACGCACUCCCUCGUGGUGCGCGGCGAGGUGAGGGCGUUUGUUGCGUGCCGCUCGGCGGAGCUGCUGAUGCACUACGUCGCGCUACCGGCCGAGUCGUCGCUGUCGCAGGCGAUGCUCGACUUCACGAGGAAGCAGGCCGCGUCGUUUGGGGAGGGGUUCACGGGGCACCUGAGCUUCGACUUCAUGGUGAGCGACACGGAUGUCGCCAUGGCUAAUGUCAGCAAGCCUGAACAGCUGAAGCUGUAUCCGAUCGAGUGUAACCCAAGGGCACACACCGCCGUCGCGCUGUUUGGAGAUACGCCGGAUCUGGUGGAGCAGUAUUUGAGCGUCCUCGAUGAACCGAUGACUUCCAGAGGAGGCUCGGAGACGGACGUGGUGACGCCCAGGCGGCCGGCCAAGUACUACUGGAUCGGUCACGACCUCUUCACGCUGCUCCUGAUACCCACGGCGAGGAUUCUGCUCUUCCGAAUGUCGAUUCCGGCGUACGGGCGGUCUCUGAGGGCCUUUCUCGAGCACGUCCUGUUCUGGAAGGACGGCACCUUUGAACUAGCGGAUCCGUUGCCGGCGUGGUGGCUCUAUCACGUCUACUGGCCUAUGACUUUCUGGGACUGCAUCGUCAAUAGGAGGAGCUGGAGUCGGAUUAACGUGAGCACAACGAAGAUGUUUGAGUGCGAUUGA